CCACCUCGGCCACGCAGUUCGUCGACGAGCGCGGCGCCGGGUGUUCGUGACGUUCCUCGCUCCGUCUCUUCAUCUAUUCUUUUAUCUCUAUAAAGCUCUUCUCGCCUUCCGCUCCAGAAAAUUUCUGACAGGUUCACGUCGGCAUUCGAUCGCACUCUGAAGAGUAGCAGCGGGAGGGACCAGAGCGCGGGAGCCGACUCGAUCGCGACUCUUCCGCGUCACUUACGUUCCUCCCCGCCGUACGUGAUCCCGUACCCUCUCUUCGUGAUCACGACAGGCGAUUUAAAUCUCGAUGCGCCACGUUACGCGCCGUUUCCGCAGGAGAUGUUCCCAAAGUGAUCGGCCGCGCUUUUGUCUCUGAGCUUCGUAAGAGCCGGCUCGCGGGGGUGUCGCGAGUUUGCGAAUCUUGCUCGAUUCAAGAGUGAUUUUUUCGAGCGAUCCCACUGCUGGAACAUCAGUUUUUUCCUGAGCGGUCCGAUUAAAAAUAUCCGUGUCGACGGAAUUGCAUCGUUCCGUGAUUCCGCCGGUUAAUUCGAGGAUUCCCUCCGAGGCAGACACCGAUUUUUCCGGCGAACCGAGCGAAAUCGCUCGUCGUCGCGAUUUCUUGCGUCGCUUUCGGAAACGGGUCUAUCUUUAGAAUUUUCAAGUUCAUCGACUCCGCGCGGACCUUGUAUGAGCGCAUUACUGAAAAAGCGACGCAAAACGAUAUUAGUGACUCCAUGAAACUUAUCUCCUUGCUCGGAAAGAAGUUUGCGAUCUGAAAGCGAAUUUUCGACAUUCUUCGAUUCGCGGUCUCGCGGUCUCGCGAAAUUGCCUUGCAGCAAACAUUCGAGAGAUAGGUACUAUUUUAGAAUGGUGAGACGGCAAGAUGAUGCAACUGCACGAGAUGCAGUUUAGUCAACGUGAUACGACACCGUUUCUCUUUUAAGUCCGCCGCUGUUAACUCCACUGUACUGCUUCCGUGAGAGCGUGUGAAGGGGAACAGAGAGACAGAAACGCGUGAUUGUGAUCGGUUUUUACGUGAACGUAAAUCGCACGGAAGUGAACUCUCCGGUCGGGCGCGCGCCGGUUUUGCUGGCCGGUUCAUGCCACUGCGAGGAUGCUGGCGUGCGUCUAUCCGCCGGAAAACUUCGAGGUGAAAACCGUGACGGUGAAGCUGCAUCAUGGAAAAUCGAAGAGAAAGCUCAAGCCCGUCGCGUCCGUGAAGGAAAAACCUCCUUCGGACAACACGGAGACGGAAUGCAGCAACCGAGGCGAUCGAGCAGCCAACAAGUUAGCAGUGGGCGGGGGUGGUGCUGUGCUGGUGCUCAGCGAGCUUGAAAGCAUGGCGGCCAGGCAACAGCGGGAAAUCGCCCAGCAAAGGCGCCUCCUGGAGCAGAAAGAGGCCCGCUUAGCCGUGCUUCGAGGCGCACAGGAGCCAGCACAGCAGGACAGACUCGCCAGAUUGAGGCAUAAACUGGACCAACAGCAAAGCAAGCUGAAUCGGUUGCGAUUACUCAGAUCACAGACGGAUCAGUCGCGCGUCAACAAUGCAACGUUAACUUCCGAUCUGGACUGCAUUAGAGCCCUCUUCAACGAAAAAGAAAAGGAGCUCUCCUUGGCUGUAGCAAAAGUCGAGGAGCUGACGCGGCAGCUGGAGGAACUUCGGGGCCGCCAAAACACCCCCGUCGGUGCUGGGACCGCGGGCAGUAUCGGGGGUGGUCUCACGGGUACCACUGGCAAUGGGCACUUGGUCACCCCAGCCAGCGCCGAGCUGGAGAAGCUCAGGAGGGAGCUUAUGUACCGCAACAAGAUGAAUGAACAACAGAAUCAGGUGGUAUCCCAACAACGGCAGGCUCUGGCUCAACGACAGGCCGAGAUGGCAUCGAUAGAUGCGCGGAUAGCUCAACUACAGAGUCGUCUCCAGCGCAAAAGAGCAUUAAAUCAACGGCUAACACAUCAGCUAAAUUCUGGUGGCGGCGGUGGCGGUGGUAGCGGCGGUGGUGGUACCGGCGGACGCUGCGUCGUCGGUGGCACCAACAACCCUGGAUUUUCGGAUACGAAACUCGAUGGUUUUGGCAAGGACAUCGUCGGCGGCAAACUGCGUCCGGCCGGCAACAUCGCCGCGAUCGAGCCGUAUUCGCAUAUACCGAACGACAAUGAUUUCAAUCUGAACAAAAACGAUCCCAAGUAUCAGACACUGCCGUACAACACCAAGUUCACGGUGAACUUCAAGGCCAUAGAGGACGACGUGAACAAAAACAAGAUACAACACUCGGCGAGCGCGUCCCAGUUGGGACAGCGGCCGGCCUUUCAGCAAUACGGACAUCAAAUCGUUCACAGCCAGUCGCAGUCGCAUAUUCAGGGUCAGUCGCAGUUAUUAGGCAACAAUCAACAGCAGCAGCAUAAUCAAAAUCUCGGCAAUCAACCCGUAUCAACGUUCCAAUCGAGUUGCAAUUACAACAAUAACAACAAUAAUAAUAGUAACAAUCUCAUCGGUAGCGGUACGGCACACAGCUUCAGCCCAGACAAUCUGUCGCAGGGCCUGCGACUUCAUCAGAACCAUCAGCAACAACAGCAACAGCAACAUCAGAAUGGCACUAAUCAGCAAAAACAGCACAAUGUGAAUGUUGCCGCGUCGACGACGUCGAAUCUCGUCGGGAUCACAGUUCCGUCGAUUGCGCAAACCACGCAGAACCACCGUAGUGGUUUGCAAACCGGCCAUCAGAAACCAGUGUCAAGCGUGGCGCCGAGUUUCUCCGUUAAAUCGCAAAUUUACCAGACGUCGUCGACCAAAAUACAUCCGGUCAUGCCACAGACAUUGAGCCUACUGGGUCGCGGGCACAACAAUGGCACGGCGCAGAAUUACAUCGGCAACAGCCAGCAGCAACAGGCGGCCACACAGCUGGUCCAACAAUCUAAUGCCGGGAAUCAGGAAACCGUGCCAGGCUAUCGACAUGGCUAUUCGAACGUUCAACAGCAACAGCAGCAACAGUUUCCUCCAAAUCAGACAGCGAAUGUUCACGCUUCCACGCCAGCGGGUGUCUAUCAGGUCCAAAAUCCACCGAAUCUCGUGGCCAGCCUUCAUGGUAAUGCGACAACCUUCGGCAACUCCGUUCAGAAGUACAAUCAAUCGCAGGUGCCGACCGCCAAUGAUCUCGCGCAGGAUCAGAAUCUGAACGGUCAGAAAAUCAAGUUCGAAUCUUCGGGCAAGAACCAGGAGAAAUUCGAACACGCGUUACUACCUGGCAACAAGCAUGAACAGCAACAACAGCAGCAGCAAAGAUACGAUCAGAAUCUCACGGGCAAGUACGAGCCGCAGCAACAAGCCAAGCACGAUGCGAUGGGCAAUCAAGCGAAAGUGCAGCAUGAGCAGCAUUUGCAUAAGUACGAUCCCGGUUGCCAGAAUUCGCAGCAGUACGGCAAACACGAGCAGUCGCAGCAGCAACAGCACGAGGGAAGAUCGUCGAGCAAGUACGAUCACAAUCCGUCACAGUUCAAGCACGAUUCCUCGAACACCGGCCAGUACAAAGCAGAGUACAAGCCGGAGCCGAACAAGUACGAAGGCGGUGGUCAAAAUAAGUUUGAAGUGUCUGCUAAGUACGAACAGAACUCCACGGGGAAGCACGUGGUAGAUCACGUGGCCGCCAAAUUCGAGAUCCCCGUGAAGGACAGAACGUUCGAGUUUGAUGGCAGAUCAGCGACGAAGGCCGGCGACGGCGACAGAAAGAAUUUCAAUGAAUUGCGGAUAGAGGAUAAAACGAAACCGGCGCUGCCCCCGAAACCGAGCAAACCGAAUCCGCCACCGAGAUUGACUCAUCAUGAGAAAGUCGACGUGACGUCGUCCGAAGGGAUCAACGACUGUAAGAUGACCAACGUGAAUCUCAACUCAAGGUCAGACAAGGACGAAGAUAUACCGCCGAUUCCCACAUCGGAGCCGCCUGAAUCUCCGACAGAAACGCAGCUAGCCAAUCAUCAAAUCAUCAAAGCUCGACCGUUGACCCUGAAGAAGGUACCGAUCUCGGAGCAGCCGAAGCUGAGGUACGCCAAGUCCAAUGUUCACGUGUCGAUAAACCGACGGAUUGAGAUGCCCCCAGCCUUCCUGUUUCCGGAGACGGAAAUUCCGGCGGAUCUUAUGCAGACUGAGCAACAGCAUCAACAACAACAACAACAGCAUCAACAGCACAUCAUCGACACUAUAGACAAUUGCAAGAGCACUACUAUCUCGGCUAGCGAGGAUCUCGGUGACGGCGAGAGGCUGGAGGAGGCCGACAUCAUUGACGCUCUCAAUGUCAUCAACAUCGAGGACAAGUCAACGAAGAUGAAGAGCGAUUCGGAGCUGACCGGCGGGGGUACCGGCGGUGAAACGGACAUCGAUGGAAGCAAGAUAUCGGAGGUGAUGAGAAGGAAGAAGGGUAAUCUCAAGUCAUCGAGCACGGGCGUCGGUGGCAAGGUGAAUCUGUCCAGGCGGGUAUCGUUCGAUCCGCUGGCACUGCUACUCGACGCCAGCCUCGAGGGCGAGCUCGAGCUCGUAAAAAAGACCGCGAAAGAGGUCGCCAAUCCGAGUUCCGCCAACGACGAGGGUAUUACCGCUCUGCACAACGCCAUAUGCGCCGGCCAUCUCGAGAUCGUCAAAUUCCUCGUAGAGUUCGGUUGCGAUGUUAACGCCCAGGACAGCGAUGGAUGGACACCGUUACAUUGCGCCGCGAGUUGCAAUAAUCUAUCCAUGGUAAGAUUCUUGGUGGAACAUGGCGCUUGCAUCUUCGCGACCACUCUGUCGGAUCACGAGACUGCUGCAGAGAAGUGCGAGGAAGACGAGGAGGGAUUUGACGGGUGUUCGGAGUAUUUGUACAGUGUUCAAGAAAAGUUAGGAAUCAUGAACAACGGUCAAGUUUACGCGGUCUUCGACUACGAGGCUCAGCAUGCCGACGAGCUCUCGUUAAAGAAUGGCGACUCUGUGGUCGUGCUUCGGAAAGGCGACGAUAACGAACGGGAAUGGUGGUGGAGUAAGCUCGGACAUAAGGAAGGCUAUAUACCUCGAAAUCUAUUGGGGUUGUAUCCCAGAGUGCAGCCAGUGAAAACAGUUGAUUAAGGAAGUUUUUUCGUGCUCGAAGGAUAUCCGACGAUUACUACAGUAUUCGAUUUGCAGCUUUAUCUCGUUAAUUAUUAUUACACGGCACACACUAUAGUGUAGUUAUUUAAUAGUAUCUCAUUGCCAUCCGAGCGAAUGUGGAUAUUAUGAAGCGGCAGUCUAUCCAUUUCUAGCAGUGUCUGUGUUUUUAACGUGUAAUUAUUUUUAUAAUUUUUGAAAAGAAUAUCAUCUCGUGCGGACUUUUAAUCGACGGGAAGGAAAUCCCAAUUCGUCAUGAUCUGCGAAUCGAACGAUUCUUGAUAACGCGUAGAAUAUUGAGAACGCGUGUUUUAAUGUGUAAUGUGCGCAGCUAGUGGCCAACGUCUAUCCAAUUUUAUUGCAUUCGUCAUGACCCAUGGAGUUGCAUGCGUUAACUUUCCGUUUCGAAAGUUAUGUUAAGAAUCGGUAGGACAUUUUGUGUAUUCUUUACACACUCGUAAACUAUUGCGUUUUUUUUGUAGCGGUGUGUAUUUGAUUUGCAUUAUUCGUACGUUUUACUGUUUCGAAAGUUUUUUUUAAUCUUUUUAUUAUACAGGCUGACCCAUAGAUUGAUGAAGGUGCAUACAUGGUGUUAAUGUCCUGUGAAAUUUGGAGUUGAUUUUUGCUGACCGAUGGUCCUAGGAACAAAUAGUUUUUGAAAUGUCGACUAUUAGAAAAUGGAAGAUUCUUUAUCCUUCAUUUAAUUGAGCUUUAAAGACGUAAAAAUAGAUAAAGAUGGCAUAUUAAUUCGCCAAUUAAACGUGAAGCAUAUUUUAUUUUCGUAUACUUGUAUACAAUUUUAAUUUAAGAAUUAGUUUUUAAGAUAUUAAUUAUUAAACAACAUUUGAGCAUUGUAAAUAAGUUGUAAGAAAGUAAUGGUUAUGCCCUUCGCAAUAUCUUCACCUUGAAAAGCGAUUGACUCGAAAUUUCACAGGCGUCGUAUGUUCAUCUUUUAUCAAUUCUGGAUCGUCCUACGAUUCGCGCGAGUAUUGAUUUACGAAUUUUAUCACUUUUAAUUUGCUUCAUCUAAAUGCUCAAGUUUAGGUGAGGUCAGAUUACAUGUUGUUAUUUUGUUGGUUGGAGGAUGUUGAGUAGGUUCUUCGGGUUUCGGGGGUCACUAUCCGAUUUCUCGAUGGCGCUCCUACCUGAACUUACGACGCGUAACGUGAUCUUGCCAAUACGCACGAUGAACGAUACGAGAUAGACUUUUGAACGACGAUGUGCAAUUAUACGGAGAGGACUGAAAUUAAAGUAGGAUACUAAAGAGGAUAAUGGACGAUGAGUAUCAACCGCACCGAACCGUAUUGUUGAUGCGACACCGCCUGAAGCGUCACGUAAUUAUUUAGAAAUGGGCAUGUACAAGAUAACGAUCACUUCUUAAUCGCGAGUAUAGCGCUGUCAGAAGUUCUUUAAGCGCCACUGCUAUCGCGCUCUUGUAAUAGAUCUGUACAGGCGUGUGAUGUGCGCGCGCGAAUACGAGCCGCUUAGGGAACUCCUGAUCUGAUCGCUCGUUAUGCGAAAAUAUGUGCCUUUCAGAAAAGUAAUAAUGGAUAUAUUAGAUAAGAGAAAACACACGAUAUAUUAUAUGACGAAUAAAUUGUUUUUAAUAAAAAAAA
This is a messenger RNA of Ooceraea biroi (clonal raider ant), 6705 nucleotides long. RefSeq names its product Ankyrin-repeat, SH3-domain, and Proline-rich-region containing Protein. Gene Ontology annotation, biological process: regulation of apoptotic process. Lineage: Eukaryota; Metazoa; Arthropoda; Insecta; Hymenoptera; Formicidae. Gene Ontology annotation, cellular component: nucleus. The record is from RefSeq and is a predicted model, not a curated record. Gene Ontology annotation, molecular function: p53 binding.